AUGAUUAAACAAUUACAGUACAAUAUCAAGAAAGGAAAAUGUGUUGGCAUGGAGAUGGAUUUAAUGGAUUUGGACAAGGUUGCAAAGAGUUGUGUGAAAUUAUGUCAAGAAAUUUUACCACAACAUUUUGGAGUCAAUUCCAAGCUCGAUGUGAUUGUGAAUAAUGCAGGAGUGGUUGGAAAUAGUGUGACGGAUGAAAAUUCUUCAGUGAAAAAUCCACAAGGUGUUUCAAAAACAUUCUCUGUGUGUUAUCUUGGACAUUUUCUAAUGAAUCACUUGCUAAGAAAUCAAUUAAGAGAGAAUGGAAGAAUUGUUGUGGUCUCGUCCAAUGUGGUUCAAUUAAUGAUUAGUGACAAAUACCAAUCUUUGGAACAACUCGAUUGGAUGAAAAUGAUUUUUGAUGAAAAAACGAAAGGAACCAUUCCUCCAUAUGCCUACAACAAAUUAUUCUGUUCCAUGCAUUGCUUAAAUUUACAUGACAAAUGGAUCAUUGAAAAACAAUGUCCACAUUUACAAUCUGUGAAUUAUGUUCAUCCUGGUGUCAUGAUGACCAAUUUAUUAGAACGAGCAAAGGAAGAUCAAAAACAAACCUCUCCUUUCCUCGCCUAUCUCAGUUACGGAAUUGGAAAGAUCAUUCAUGCCUUUUCUGGAAUUCCAAUUUCACAAGGUGCCUAUCACGAGUUGAGAUUAGCUCUCGAUCCAUCCAUUACCUGUUCAGGAAAAUUCUUUUUCAUGCAACAACAAAAAGAUCCCAAAGACGAUCAUCCUCUUCUCGCUCUUCGGGAAGAACGAGAGAAAUUAUGGCAAUUCAGUAUGGAACGGAUUGGUCCCUUCUUGGAACAGUAUUCUCCUCAUAUUGAAGAAUGA
Molecule: messenger RNA, 867 nt
Organism: Naegleria lovaniensis
Lineage: Eukaryota; Heterolobosea; Eutetramitea; Acrasida; Naegleriidae
Exons: 1
Coding region: 1-867 (288 amino acids)
Source: RefSeq, a predicted model, not a curated record